AAGACUUUAGGGGUGAACAGAUGUGUGAAGCUUCCUAUUCGGAGAGUGGACAGACAUCCUCGAUUUCAGCGCCCCGCACUCCAGCCCCGAGGGACCCCGCAGCCCCCAGCCAGUGCCAGCAUGCAGAACAGUCACAGUGGUGUGAAUCAGCUCGGUGGUGUCUUUGUCAACGGGCGGCCACUGCCGGACUCCACCCGGCAGAAGAUUGUGGAACUUGCGCACAGUGGGGCCCGGCCGUGCGACAUCUCCCGAAUUCUGCAGGUGUCCAACGGGUGUGUGAGUAAAAUCCUGGGCAGGUAUUACGAGACCGGCUCCAUCCGACCCAGGGCCAUUGGGGGCAGCAAACCCCGAGUAGCGACCCCAGAAGUUGUGAGCAAAAUAGCCCAGUACAAGCGGGAGUGCCCGUCCAUCUUUGCCUGGGAAAUCCGAGACAGAUUGCUGUCCGAGGGGGUCUGUACCAACGACAACAUACCAAGUGUGUCAUCAAUAAACAGAGUUCUUCGCAACCUGGCUAGCGAAAAGCAACAGAUGGGUGCAGACGGCAUGUAUGAUAAACUAAGGAUGUUGAAUGGGCAGACCGGAAGCUGGGGCACCCGCCCGGGGUGGUAUCCGGGAACGUCCGUGCCUGGGCAGCCCACACAGGAUGGGUGCCAGCAGCAGGAAGGUGCGGGCGAGAACGCCAACUCCAUCAGCUCCAACGGGGAAGACUCGGACGAGGCGCAGAUGCGGCUGCAGCUGAAGCGGAAGCUGCAGCGAAACAGGACGUCUUUCACUCAGGAGCAGAUCGAGGCCCUGGAGAAAGAGUUUGAGAGAACCCAUUAUCCCGACGUGUUUGCUCGGGAAAGACUAGCGGCCAAAAUCGACCUGCCAGAAGCGAGGAUACAGGUCUGGUUUUCUAACAGAAGGGCCAAGUGGAGGAGAGAGGAGAAGCUGCGGAACCAGCGGAGGCAGGCGAGCAGCACCCCCAGCCACAUCCCCAUCAGCAGCAGCUUCAGCACCAGUGUCUACCAGCCCAUCCCGCAGCCCACCACCCCUGUGUCCUCCUUUGCGUCUGGCUCCAUGCUGGGGCGUACAGACACGGCCCUCACCAACACCUACAGCGCGCUGCCCCCGAUGCCCAGUUUCACCAUGGCCAACAACCUGCCCAUGCAGCCCCCUGUCCCCAGCCAGACCUCCUCGUACUCCUGCAUGCUGCCCACCAGCCCGUCGGUGAAUGGGCGGAGCUAUGACACCUACACGCCCCCACACAUGCAGACCCACAUGAACAGUCAGCCCAUGGGUGCCUCGGGGGCCACGUCCACAGGCCUCAUUUCUCCCGGCGUGUCGGUUCCAGUCCAAGUUCCUGGAAGUGAACCUGAUAUGUCUCAGUAUUGGCCAAGAUUACAGUAA
Molecule: messenger RNA, 1389 nt
Organism: Octodon degus (degu)
Lineage: Eukaryota; Metazoa; Chordata; Mammalia; Rodentia; Octodontidae
Gene: Pax6
Product: paired box 6
Exons: 11
Coding region: 121-1389 (422 amino acids)
Biological process (GO): anatomical structure development; regulation of transcription by RNA polymerase II
Molecular function (GO): RNA polymerase II cis-regulatory region sequence-specific DNA binding; DNA-binding transcription factor activity, RNA polymerase II-specific
Source: RefSeq, a predicted model, not a curated record